Molecule: messenger RNA, 721 nt
Organism: Leptomonas pyrrhocoris
Lineage: Eukaryota; Euglenozoa; Kinetoplastea; Trypanosomatida; Trypanosomatidae
Exons: 1
Coding region: 62-721 (219 amino acids)
Source: RefSeq, a predicted model, not a curated record
AGUGAGCACCAGUUUCUCCACGACCACACUUCCAUAGAAAAGAAAGAAGAGAAGCGCAUCGAUGCGUGAGAAGGUUGUCCCUAUUCCCUUCCUCGGUAAAGAGGUGUCGGGCUGGCUCUAUCGCACCUCGCGAUGGUCCCGCGCGCACCCGUACAAGACCGCUGGCAUUCUCUGCGGCUGCAUCGCCGGCACCAUUCUCUAUGAGGCGCAGGUCACCCACAAAAACCGCAUCCCUUCACCAAACGUCAACAACCACCUUGAGUACCAACUCCGCGACGCCUCCUUGUGGGAGCGGUGGUUCCGCCGUGGGCCGACGCAGCGCGAUAUGAAGGCCGACGCGGCGCAGUCGGCGGCUCAAUCGAUGGAGUUGGAGGACGCCCCGCUGACUGAGGAAGAAAUCAAGCGUCAGCAGCAACUUUCGCAGCGUACCAUCGCGGACGCCGAGGCCCUGUUGGCCAGGACGACCGACCCAGAGGAACGCGCGUCCUUGCAGCGGGUGAUCGAGCACGAGCGAAAACUAAUGGAGGGCGUCAACAACACAACCAUGUUAGUUCGUAGCGGGCAGCUGGCCGUGCGCGCCCCCCACUGGGAUAUCCGAAACAACGAGCGCAACUGGAGUAUUCUGUCGCGCGACCAGCAGCAGCAGAGGGACCACUACUGGUACCGCAACGAGCGCAGCCGUGAAGAUGACUACGCACGCAACACAUACUCGCGUCCGUGA